AUGGUUAUUCUCGAGGAAAAGGCCGUGAAUUCUACGAAAUGGACGUUCUACUCGUCGCUGUACUUUGUUGGUUCAGUAAUUACCACUAUUGGUUAUGGCCAUCUGACACCUCGAACAGACGGCGGCCGUCUCUUCCUGCUGUUCUUUGCUGUGGUCGGGAUACCUUUGUGUGUCACGACUCUCAAAGUACUUGGCGAGCAAAUAAACGUGGGUGUCGCUUUCUGCAUCAAACACCUCGAGCGAAAACUCUUCCAUCGCGAGGCAAAAAACAUCAACAUCAAACAAAUGGUAGUGGCUGUGCUUCUCUUGUUCUCUCAACUUCUGAUUGGUGGGGUUAUGUACAACGUCACAGAGGACUGGAAUUACGUAUCAAGCGUUUAUUACUGCUUUAUCGUGUUUAGUACUAUCGGGUUUGGAGAUCUAGUACAGAAUCAAGGCCGGGAGCCAAGUAACCCCUUUGAUGUGUUUAUGAUGUUCAUGCGAUCGGUGGUUCUCAUUCUGGGCUUGUCCACGCUGUCUAAUCUUCUGAGUGCUAUCGUGAAUGCGAUGGAUGAGCUCGACAUGGUGGUUCCGUGUCGACGAAAGGAUAAGGUCUCACCAUUGAAUGAAAAAGUCGAGACCACGCCCAAGAAACACCCUCCUAGCAAUGACGUCACCCCGACACACACGCCUACACCAUUAGGAUCAACCGCUAGUGGUAACACCGACCAAGGCGUGUGGGUAAGCGAAUCCCUGUUCACACGACGUGUCUCCAAUCAAAUUGAAGUCCCCCCAAAAAACAGUGCUGCACGCGAUCAACACGCGGAAAACACAACAGAAGCACGUGAUCAGCAUUUAAACACCCCGUGGAACGGACGGGGUCGUCACCUGCUCUCGCCUGUUUCUAAGGCGUUGCUAAUGGCUGCGUUCCCUAUCGAUGAGCCCUCUUUGCUGCUGAAGGAUAAAAGCGUAGACACGUUGUACAUACGUAGAAAUUCGUUGGUGCGGUUGCCUCCUAUCCGUUGCGCUAAUGAACGCUCAGACGUGGAACAUUCUCAGUCACCUGCAAAGUGGCGGUGA
Messenger RNA from Nematostella vectensis (starlet sea anemone), 1059 nucleotides. Its product is annotated as potassium channel subfamily K member 9-like. The coding region runs from base 1 to 1059 and encodes 352 amino acids. Gene Ontology annotation, cellular component: membrane. Lineage: Eukaryota; Metazoa; Cnidaria; Anthozoa; Actiniaria; Edwardsiidae. Gene Ontology annotation, biological process: stabilization of membrane potential; potassium ion transmembrane transport. The record is from RefSeq and is a predicted model, not a curated record. The transcript has 2 exons. Gene Ontology annotation, molecular function: potassium ion leak channel activity.